Molecule: messenger RNA, 3148 nt
Organism: Spodoptera frugiperda (fall armyworm)
Lineage: Eukaryota; Metazoa; Arthropoda; Insecta; Lepidoptera; Noctuidae
Gene: mRNA-cap
Product: mRNA-capping enzyme
Exons: 12
Coding region: 185-1951 (588 amino acids)
Biological process (GO): 7-methylguanosine mRNA capping; dephosphorylation
Molecular function (GO): protein tyrosine/serine/threonine phosphatase activity; mRNA 5'-triphosphate monophosphatase activity; ATP binding
Source: RefSeq, a predicted model, not a curated record
CACUUUGCUUUCUCUUUUGAAAGAUGCUCUGUCUGUGUCGACUUGUCAAAAACAGAUUUGUUUAGUUUUUUCAUAAAGAAAAUCUAUUACAUCGGAGAAAAUCGUUUACGUUAACUAAUGUGUGGCAAGUUGUGAUUAAAUUAGUGAUUAUAGUGUAGCUAAUUGACCUCAAAACCUGGUCAUAAUGUCUCAAAGAGAUCCAGGACCCAUACCGAAUAGGUGGUUGAGAUGUCCACGAAAAGCAACGGGACUCAUUGCUGAUAAGUUUAUGGCUUUCAAGACACCUUUGGGGUCUCAAUUCAAUGAUAAAGUACCUGAGGAAAAUCGUUUUACUCCAUCCAUGUUAUUUAUGUACAUGAAAAGUAUGAAAAUCAAGUUAGGUCUUUGGAUAGACCUGACCAACACCAGUCGAUUUUAUGACAAGAAAGAGGUAGAGGAGACUGGUUGUAAGUAUGUAAAGUUGCAGUGCAGAGGCCAUGGUGAGACACCAUCUCCAACUCAGACUAGGGAAUUCAUCCAAUUAGUUAGCAAAUUUGUGAGUCAGAAGCCUUUAGAGUUGAUUGGAGUACAUUGUACUCAUGGCUUCAAUAGGACCGGGUUCCUACUGGUUUCCUACAUGGUGGAACAUCUGGAUUGCAGUGUGCAGGCAGCCAUCAAUGAGUUUGCAAGGAUGAGACCCCCAGGAAUAUACAAACAAGAUUAUUUACAAGAGUUGUUCCGUCGCUAUGAUGAAGUGGAGUUGACUCCCGCUGCGCCUAUGCUGCCUGACUGGUGUCAUGAGGAAGAAGAGGAGGUUGAUGACGAUGUCCCAAGUCACUCGCAGAACUCAUCAUCAUCCACCCCACGCAAACACAAAGGCAAGGGGAGAAAGGAGACUACCCAUAAAAAGGCCAGUUUCAUGCCAGGUGUCCGGGGAGUGGAGCCUUUUGACACCCAACCACGGCUCAGUGAGGUGCAGAAGAAAGCUCAACAGUUCUGCGAGUGGGACACCACUGGGUUUCCUGGCUCACAGCCUGUGUCCAUGGACACUACCAACUUGAGGAAACUGCAUGAGAAGCCUUAUAGAGUAUCGUGGAAGGCUGAUGGAGUAAGAUACAUGAUGUUGAUUGACGGCGAAGGAGAAGUGUACAUGUUGGACCGAGACAACUGCGUGUUCAAAGUACAUGGCCUGCAGUUCCUAUACAGAAAAGAUCUGAGAAGACACCUGAGGAAUACUCUACUUGAUGGUGAAAUGGUAAUCGAUAAAGUGGAUAAUAAGGACAUACCUCGGUACUUGUGUUACGAUAUUAUAAGCUUUGAAGGCGUCGAUACCGGCAAAAUGGAGUUCUUCCCGACUAGACUGAAUUAUAUCGAAAAUGAAAUUGUUAAUCCUAGACACCAAGCGAUGAAGGAAGGUAUAAUCAAAAAGGAGAGGGAGCCGUUCAGUGUCCGGUUGAAGCAAUUCUGGGAGUUACCGAUGGCGCGACAGUUGCUCGGAGAGAAAUUCGCUAAGACAUUGUCUCAUGAACCUGACGGGCUUAUAUUCCAGCCUUCUAAGGAGAGGUACGUACCAGGCCCUUGCGAAGAUGUGCUGAAGUGGAAACCAAGUAACAUGAACAGUGUGGACUUCAGACUGAAAAUUGUCACAGAGACUGGCCAGGGCCUCUUACCAACAAAGAUUGGUUACCUAUACGUAGGUAAAAUGGACCAGCCCUUCGCAUCAAUGAAAGUGACGAAGGAUAUAAAACAUUUGGACAACAAAAUCAUUGAGUGUACCUUCGAGCAAGGACGCUGGGUCUUCAUGAGGGAACGGACGGACAAAUCUUUUCCUAAUAGCUACAAUACAGCUGCUUCCGUCUGCGAGAGUAUAAAGGACCCAGUUACUAAGGAGAUCCUACUUGACUACAUAGACAAUCAUAGGUUCCACGACGACUCGGAUAUGAUGCCGCCUCCAAAGCGCAUGCGUCGAUAGCGUUCUCCAUAAUGUUGCCAGUACAUAAAAAAUAAAGAUGGCGCGAUUGUCAAUGUUAUUUCGUUUUUUUUUUUUAAUGUUGUGACUCUUGUGACUGAAAAAUAAAAUUGAUGGGAGCUAUGAUAGAUUCGUUAAGAUUAUAGUUUUUAAAAGUAGUAAUUAUUAUUCUCUAUUACCUAAUCUAGCUUUGUAUUGCGUGGCAUAUAAUUUCUCAAAAUACCUAUACUUUUUCUUUUAUUAUAACUUCCGUGAACCAUACUAAAUUAAUGAUUAUGUUAUCAGCUUACUCACGUAUCUGUUUGACGAAGAACUCGACUAGUUUCAACGCAAUACACACAGUAGCAGCGCUACAAUCGCCGCGUCGUGUGUCGCGGAAUGCUGCUCAUAAAUAUGGGUCUCUAGCAUGGCUUGAAACUAGUCGAAUUCCUCGUCAAACAGUUACAUGAGUAAGCCGAUAAUGAUAAUAAUUAAUAUACUUUUCUUGCCUUUUUUUAUAACUAAUUCGAAUUUCCUGUGAUACAUGCUGAUUGCCAACACUUGUAACUCCUGCGCAUUCUGUGAUCUUUUCUAUUUUUAUUUAUUUUCAACUUUAUACCAAAACUAUACGGUCUAAAAUCCUACAAACUGUGUUGUGUUUUUAUUAUGAAGAGUUAAUUUUCAGUAUUCUUUAUUCCUUCAGUCGUUAUAAGACGAAUUAUUAUAAUACGGAAAUGUUAAAUUAAAUUAUUAAGAACAUAAGCCUGGUAUAUUUUUAUCAUUAUAACUUAGAAACAAUAGUGACAAUCGAACCACUUUAUAUCGUAAUUUGAACUCUACUGCGUUAAUAAUAAGUUACUUAAUGUAAAAUAAAGAUACUGUAAUAACAAGGGUACCAUACUAUGAAACUACAUUUAUUUGGGAAAUCUCGUGAUUUCCCCCCUUUUGUGAAUUAUUAUGGAUUAAUUAUUAUGUUUUUCGGCUUACUCACGUAAUUAUUUGACGAGGAACUCGACUAGUAGCAGCGCGAUAAUCGCCGCGUCGUGUGUCGCGGAAUGCUGCCUAUGAAUAUGAGCUUCUAGCAUGGCUUGAAACUAGUUGAGUUCCUCGACGAAUAAUUACGUGAGUAAUACGAAAAAUAUAGUAAUUAAUUUAUUAUGGAUUGUUACAUUAAAAUAAGUUAACGUGAAAUAAAUAUCUAUAGUUAAUUUAUGGAGAAAA